CGGUGGGAAUCUCUGCUCUUUCCCUCUCUAUGUUAACUUCCUUUACUGCUGUGCUCCUAUCACCAGCAUCCAGCUCAUGUUGUGGGAGGGGAUCUUUGUGUGCUUGAGUGUGAAUUCAUGUUAGAGACUCAACUCAGGUUGGCUACUAAAAGAAACCCUUGGAGAUUUUCUGAGGGGGCCCUGUAAAUACAUGGACUGUCUGUACUAAGGGCCCCCCCAGGCCAAGUAACUGCUGGAAAAAGGACAUAAGCACAGACCACACCAUGGUGGCUGAGGAGGUUAUCAUCACUCUAUCUGGAGGAGCACCAUGGGGCUUCAGACUGCAAGGAGGAAUAGAACACCAGAAGCCUCUGCAGGUUGCCAAGGUGCGUAAGCGAAGUAAAGCAUGUAGGGCCGGACUGCGUGAGGGAGAUGAACUGGUAUCCAUCAAUGAGAAUUCCUGUGGGAGUUUGUCGCAUGCCCAGGCCAUGAACCUGAUCGACAGCAUACCAGGAACACUACACAUCCGGGUUAGGAGGGCACUGGCUGGCUUCCAGUCGGUGGUUCUGGUUGCACGAGCUCCUUCUCCCCGCAUUGAUAAAGAGUACCGUGCUGCCCUUAGGGCCAUGUCCCCAUCCAGCUCUAGACCUCACCAGCCCAGUGUACGGCAGAUCCAUCGUGGGUCCCUAAUAUCCCUGACUGGACGCAGUGGAUUGACCUCUCCUCAUGGCAGCGAGGCCUACUACGGAGAAACAGACAGUGAUGCAGAUGUGGCCGCCCAUGAAAGGCAACGCAAGCCGAAAAGACGCAGUCCCAGCAAUUCACCCGCAAAGGCUGGUCGAGCUUCACCAGAGGGAGCCGAGACUUCUGAGAUGAGCGGGUAUGACAGUGCCUCAGAUGCCCAAGUGUACCAUCCUAUGGGGCCUAGUGAGAGGGGAGACACAUUGCCUGGCAUAGCCCACAGAGAGGUGAUUUACCAGCCCCCUCUGUCUGGAGCCUGGUCCUCACAGACAUCCACUGAGACCUCAUCCAUGAGUGCGGAUGACCAAAACCCACGAGAAGGGUUAAUGGAAGAGGACAGUGGGUUCCAGGAACCCACAAAUAUUCCUCCUCUUGUAUCUCCAGAGAGAGCCAAAGAAGCUCUUAUGCUGAGUUCUCGUAGUCAGUUGGUGCCCAUGGUUGGGCCAGUUGACCAUCCAGUGGAUGAGGAGCUUACAUUAACAUAUAUGGAUAAAGCAAAACAAGCGAAACUGAAUCGCGGAGAGACAAUCAUGGAUAAACAGGUGAAAGAGGCUCAAUCCAAGUGCCGCACCAUUGCCUCGCUACUGACUGAUGCACCAAACCCUCACUCAAAGGGUGUUUUGAUGUUCAAAAAGCGUCGACAACGCUCCAAGAAAUACACACUGAUCAGCUUCGGAAGUGUUGAUGAGGACAUGAGGCAGGACUCUCAAGAAGAGGAUGGUGUAUUUCCUGGUAGUGAAUCAGAAUUUGACGAGGAUGGGUUUUCUGCUGCACCUGAUUCCACUUGGGACAGUGACUACCUUGAGAUGCUGGAGAGAAGAUCAGCAUCCAGAGGUCUGGAAGGAGAGGGUGGAGGUGCUCUGAGUCCUGGUCUGAGUGAUACCUCAGGGAAGGGGGCACAGUUGUUUGAGCAGCAAAGGAGGAGGGCUGAGGAACAUGCUAAGAAGAUGGAAGCUGCUCAAGAACAGCUGCACAGCCAAAUGCUGGGCAUUGCACUGAAAGAGACGCAAGCACUUCAGACACAAAAACCACAACCAGACCCACUAACAAAGCCCAAUGUCCAGCCACCACCAGUUGCUCUAAAACCUGCCAGACCUUCAAAAACACUACACCAUGAAGUUCCACCAGUAGAAACACAAAUGAACAUUGACAGACAUCAAGUUAUCCCCACUAUCCCUGCUAUGGUUUAUGAAGAUACUUCAAACACAAUGACGCCAGCUCCCUCUGUGGUACCUAUAACUGAUCUCUUAGUAACACCCUCAGAAACUAUGAUGCCUUCACCACCAACUCCUCUACCAGAACUUCCUGCCAGUUCUGUGUUAAACCGAACCGCCCGACCUUUUGCCCCAGGCUGCAUUACCAAUCGGGCAGCCACUGCUCCCGUUGUGUUUCACCCUGCAGUCAGUAAGAAGACACCCAGACCUGUUUCAGUGGCUGUCAUGGGACCUCCAUUUUCAACAUUGUCAGAGAAGCAUGCCAUGGGGGUUUUACCUACCUCCAUUUCUACCCUGGUCACAAUGAGCCAACCAAGUCCUUAUGUACCUGCUGAAAUGAUACCCACACAGCCCUUCAUGCCUGGCAACUCUAUACCUCCACCUGCUACUGCACCAGUGGAAUCCUAUUCUCAAACUUCUCAUCACUUCUCCUCAGUGGAAAACAUUCAGGUUCCAUCAAUGCCACUUCCCAUAGUUCAAACCAAAGAACCUACUUUUCUUAUAGACACUGAAACUCCUGCAAUCCAUAUUGACACCACUGUGACCACUGUGGCCUCUGUUAUGCUUCCUGCCAUCCCUCAGUCCACUGCGAUACUAUCCCAGACCUCUUCUACUUUGACCCCUGCAGCUCCUGUGACCCCAUCCAGCCCAGUAACUCCACUUUCACCUGUGGUGUAUCGCGACCGAACUUCAGCCACUGGUGGCCGUACUGGUAUUCUUCAAGAGGCCCGCCGGCGUAGUGCAUACAAGCCUAUGUUUAAGGUGCCUGACAGCAAGAAGAACUCGCCAAACCCUGAGCUGUUGUCUAUGGUGCAGAACCUAGAUGAAAGACCCAGGCAUAGGUAUUCUGAACCUGAAAAUGUUGUCCAGAACAUGGAUGACAAUAGGACAAGGAUCCCACCACCUGUGGCUCCUAAGCCACGGGUCAUACCAGAAAUGUCAUAUAUCCCUCAGGCUGAAGGGAAAGGUGCAGAGCUGUUUGCUCGUAGGCAGAGUCGUAUGGAUUUUUUUGUUGUAGACUCUCCACCUCUACAGAAACCUCAAACUCUUGGGGCUCAACACUCCCAAUCAGUCAAGGAUCUCAUCCAACCACGUGAGCCCUCACCAACCACAUCCCAAUGGAAGUAUUCUCCCAACAUUCGUGCUCCUCCACCCAUUGGUUACAACCCCCUGCUUUCUCCCUCCUGUCCUAUCGGGGUGCAACGUGGAGGGGCCAAGGUGUCCGAGGAAAGCUCGAAAGGAAGUAAAGGUGGUUAUGUGUUCCCGAAAGAGGGUAUCAAAGUCUUGGACUUCAUGAGGAGACAACCCUACCAACUGAACUCAGCAAUGUUCUGUUUUAACACACAGCCUUCAACACCCUCCUACCAAAGGCAGCAGAGGGAGGGGCAUACUCUGACACAACCUAAGCAGAUCCCAGUGAAGGCGGCACGUGUUUAUGAAAUCAAACGAUUCUCCACUCCAACCCCAAUGUCAGCCCCAACUCUGAACCCUACAGUGCUUGUACCACGAUCACAGUCCACAUAUGGUGAGCAUCUAUCCCGUUCUGACAUGACAUCCCCACCCCCCGCACCUACUUCACCACCUCCACCUAAACCAGUACCGGAAUCCACUCCGGCCCCGGGCCUCCCAGAGCGCCCCAGAAUUUCAGCUGUGCCCAUCCCUCACCCAAUGCCCUACUCACCCCCAGCUCCCAUGUCAAGUAUGUCAAGCCUUAGUUACUCUCGGCUCCAAGCUGCUAAACAGUUUAAGAGUGCACCUGAGUUAAGUGCCCUACCACCAAACCCUUUAAAGUCUCCAAUUCAAGUUCCCAAACCUCAUUUUACUGCAACACGAGUGGGUAUUCAGCCCCUUGCCUGGAGGCCUGGAACCCUACCUCACUGACAAGAUUACCUUAUAUCGAAGAAGCUGAACCAUCUGCUUCUGUUCCCUUCUCAAAAUUCAUAUUUUUCAAAUUUGAUAAAUGUAUUCAUAUGCAUUUAAUAUAUCUUGAAGAUUCAAGGAAACUAUAUUUUUCAUAUUAGAUGAAAAGUGUUCACUGUUGGAGUCAGUGAUCAUUGAGGAAAGGAAAACAGAACAAUUCUAAAUUGUUAGUUAUGAAAACCAUUCUCUGUUUAGUGUUCAAUAUAAAAAUCUGUCUCUUUUAUUAUAUUAAAUAUGAUAUACUCAAUAUUAUUACAUUUUACAUUAAUUUUUGCUUGAUUGUUGUAGUGCUUGCAAGGCAUCACAGUUGUAAUAAUCCUCAAACAUUCUGGUUAGGGUUUGUUCUAAACCCCCAACACUAAAUAUUAAACCAUAAAUCUGUUCUUGUUUUUGGAAAACUUUAAACUUUUUAAGAAAUUUCUACAAUUGACUUACAUUGAUUGAAUGUUCAGUAUUCAAAAUGUAACUUAUAUUGAUGACAUAGCUGUAAAAUGUACAAAUUGAUUGUGGUUGGUCUUCUUUAUUACAACUAUUUGCAUAGUGUAUUGUUAUUGGUUUUUCUUGUAUGUAUUUAACCAUCUAUACUAAUGCAAAGACAGUAUGGGAGCUGCAUGGUCAUUCACACAGGAUUUGUUUAUAAAAGUUGAACAGGCAGAUGUCUACACAGACCAGCAAUCAAUAGCACAGACUGAACACAAAACAUGCCCUGUGUGAACAGCCCCUUAUGUGUUGAUUCUGAAUGUCAUGACAACAGCAAAGUGGCUUUGAGGCAGCAUUUCAUAUAUGCAGAACCGAAGCCUAAAACCUAAGCUUACCUAAAAUGGUAUUCAUCUUCAAAAUAUCCUCUUCUGCGUUCUGUGGAAGACAUUCAUUCAGAUUUUGAAUAAAUUAUGACAAUUUAUUUUUGAGAGAACUAUUACAGAAAACCACGUGUUUUGAUUUAUUUUUAUAUAAACGUGCUAAGUGGUCAAAUCAGCAAGUGUUAAAGUUAGGAAACGUACAGUGUUUGAAAGAGUCCUUGAGACAGACAUUUAGGCUAUCUGAGCACUGAAGCAGAUCUGUCAUGUUGAGAUAGGCAUGAAAAGUGCAAAGCUAGAACUGUACAGGAAUAUCAGAAGGUUAAUAAGCCAACUGGCUUUAUUGGAAUUAAUCAGGAUACUCAUUGUCAGAUGACAUAUUUGAAUGCUUUACAUAAUGGCUUUGAGGCUGAUGAUUCCUGGGAUGGAUUGUUGUAGAAUGUGUUCCCAAAGCCCUCAGAGAUAUGAGGCAAGUCUUAAGGAAAGGAAUCUGAGGUCUUGUAACACUCAGGAAACAAUGGAUGGAAGUACAAGGAAGAACAUCACAACAAUGUUUAUUAGAUUUACGGAGAGAACGAAUAAAUAAUGUUUGCUGUUUUGUAGGUGAAAAUAUAUAUAUUUUUUAUUUAGAAUAUGAAUAAUGUUGCCAAAGAUCAAGUAGAUAUGGUGUUUAACUCCUGAGCCAAGAUCUUGUUUAUUUUUCUUUCCCAUUAGUGUUAUUAUGUUUUAUUGUAUUAACUAUGCAAUUAAAGCUUUCAUUUGUUCAAUUGUCUUAUUUUGGCUAUUGUACAAAUCAUUAGAUUAAUGUGUCUUUGCAAAAUGAAUGUCUCUGAAUAGUGGGGUUCUUUUUGCAAUGCAUAUAAUGAAGAUCAGUUGAACCCUAGGAUGCUAGUAAAAGUGUCUUGUAUUUAUAGUACAAUGAUAAUACUGUAUAAACAAGUUUGAAUAAAAUAUUCCUGAAA
Myxocyprinus asiaticus (Chinese sucker) is the source of this 5613-nucleotide messenger RNA. It is a transcript of the gene synpo2la, whose product is annotated as synaptopodin 2-like a. Gene Ontology annotation, biological process: positive regulation of actin filament bundle assembly. The coding region runs from base 264 to 3815 and encodes 1183 amino acids. Lineage: Eukaryota; Metazoa; Chordata; Actinopteri; Cypriniformes; Catostomidae. The record is from RefSeq and is a predicted model, not a curated record. The transcript has 4 exons. Gene Ontology annotation, molecular function: actin binding. Gene Ontology annotation, cellular component: nucleus; actin cytoskeleton; Z disc.